AUACUGGCAGCGGAAGCUUAAUUGAAAUUGAAACCGUUUGUUUGCUUUUAAAACGCAAAUACUGUCGGCUGGGAAAACACGAACUUAAUUGCCUAAAAGUACAUGGGAUUUUUCGUGCUUCUGUCUUGAAAAAUAUUGUGCGAUUUUACCAAAAGUUACUUGGAAAAUUUACUAUAUAAAUAUAUUAUAUGUACAUAUAUUUGUAUGAUAUAAAUAUGUGCGUGGCUAUGUGCUGUGUCAGUUUAAUUUAAUUAAUAAAGGACUAGUGGAUCAACUUUUUGCGUACAAGUGCCCUUAAAGAUCUUUGUCUUUGUAAAUAAUUAGAAAAAAUUGUGAAUUAAUUCUGUUUCUUAUCGAAAAGAAGUGCAAAAUAUUUGUGAAAAAUUUUUGAAAUACUAUGAAGAAGUGUUCAUAAGAGAAAAAGGACUAAAUUUGGAAGAGAAAGUCUUUAUGAUUGAAGUGAAAAUGAUUCCGAAGCUGUGGCUUCUUAUUUGCGCGACUCACAUCGUUAUCAUUAAGGGUACCUACGACCCAGCUCUUACUGGUAUAAAGACAAGAAACUACCAUCGAACUUAUCCAAAUGCUGAGCACGAGCCAUAUACCAAUGCGCAGUCGUAUGAACCCAGACCCACUUCCAAUAGUAAUUACAAUGCCGGUUCAGUGAGGUUAUCACCAACUAAUUCAUACCAACACUAUGAUGGGCCUCGCACUGAACAACAGCCCUCACACAGUCACCAACAUCAAACACAAACCGCACAACAAACGGCCUCUUAUCAGCAACGCGAAUUACCGCUAUUUAAUCGCAAUGCACACGUGCGUCACUCAACGCCAACACAGCGCUCGGAGCGCAGAGAGAGCGUUUUGAGCGGCGUAGAGAGCACGACACCAGACUUUGGCAGUGGUUGUCCGCCACAGCAUACAGGGCCGGUGCCGUAUGCUUAUGAUUGCCGGCGUUUUGUCAACUGCUGGCAUGGACGCGGUCACAUACAGAGCUGUGGUCCCGGUACGGUCUUUAAUCCAGAAACUCUUGAAUGCGACCGACCUGACAAAGUUGUUUGUGGUACUGCGCUUACAAAUGGUGAGCGUAGAGAGCAGCAAAUAACUUUGCAUAACGCACCGCAGCAUAACAAAAAUCGCGUUGGGCGUUUAAUAGACGCAAGCACAGAUAGCGUGAGAGAUCUUUGCCCCAACGGCUUCAGUGGAUUGGCGCCUCAUCCAAAUGAUUGCACGAAAUUCUUGAAUUGCGCUAAUGGCAAUACUCACGUACAGAACUGCGGUCCCGGUACUGCGUUCAGCGCUUCGAAGAAGGUGUGCGAUUUUAAGGAAAAAGUUGAUUGCGGUGAUCGCGAGGAGUCGGCUUAUAGAGCAGUGAACAACCGUGAUAGCCGUCAGUAUGAUGAAGUGUUUUGUCCUUCGGGCGCGAGUGGCUUAUACCCACAUCCUUACGAUUGCGCUCGAUUCCUCAAUUGUGCACACGGUCAGAUGGUGGUACAAUCCUGUGGUCCUGGUACAGCAUUUGAUCGAGUAAAGUUGAUAUGCGACUACGUGCAAAAUGUUGACUGUACAACAACAAUUAAAGCCAAAUCCAAUUUAAACUAUGUGGACACAAAUGUUAAACAGAACGCAUUGGGAAGAGGUGAGGAAAAAGAAGAAGGCGAUAUAUUCUGUCCACCCGGCGUGUCUGGACACUUUCCAUAUCCCUUUGAUUACACCAAAUUCAUAAACUGUAAAAAUGGCAACACGGCGAUACAAAACUGUGUGCCGAACACUGCGUACAGCAUAUCGAGGAAUUAUUGUGAAUCCAAGGAGAAUGUGCCGCUCACAGAUCACGUUGCUUACAUAGUGUCCGAAGUACGUUAUGAAUAUUCUCUGACCAUUGUCAGUUGUCCACCAUCCACGGAUGGCCUACAUUUAUACCCUUAUGAUUUUACUAAAUACAUAAGCUGCCAACAAGAACACAUGAGCAUCGUCGCGUGUGCACCGAAAUAUGUAUUUAGUAUAUCUCGCAGAGGAUGUCUGCCCGAAACUCAAGUGAAUAUCGCCGAUCGUGUACGAAAUGCUUGGGAGCUACGACACAACGUCGAAUCAACUGAGACCAGGAAUGCAGCACUAAACUAUAUGAAUGAGUUGCCCGAAUGCCCUCAAGGCCACUCUAGCCUCUAUCCAUACCCUUUUGAUUGUAAAAAAUAUCUGCAAUGCCUUGACGGUAGGCUGUCUAUAGAGACCUGCGAUUCGGGCUAUGUUUUCAGUUUGUCCUCAAAACACUGUGAUCCAAAAGAUUUGGUUGGCAAUUCUGAACAGGUUCCACUAUCGUUUGAUGUUGACCAGAUUAGCACAUCUGAAGGGGAUUACGAUUACUUUAAUAAUAAUCUCGGAGGCAUACAAUUACUUUGUCCGCAAGAUGUAAGCGGCUUCUUUUUAUAUCCCUUCGAUUGUACUAAAUACUUGUAUUGUCGUGAUGGUCAAGGGCAAAUAGAGAACUGCAUUUCUGAUAAAGUAUUCAGUAUAUCGGCUAGGGAAUGUAUAAAUCGUAAUCUGGUAGAGGCAUAUGAUCGCGUGGAAUAUUUCAGUGAGGUUCCGAACGAAUUCUCAACAGAACUGGAGGCAACUAAAAAUCAAUUGUAUGUGCCAAACUGUUCUUUGGGUGCUGACGGACUCUAUCCAUAUCAGAAUGAUAAAACGAAGUAUAUAAAAUGUGUAAAUGGGCGGGCUACCGUUGAGAAUUGCAUAAGUGGAAUGAUUUUCAGUAAAGCCAGAAAAUACUGCGACUAUGAGCCGAAAGUUUACGAAUAUGACAGUGGCAAAAAUGAUUAUGAUACAUUCAAUAAAGACCACUGGGUUCAAGGCACCACACAUGUAAUAAGGGAGGGUAAAAAUGCGAACGAGAACGUAGGCGCGCAAAUUGCAUGCCCUCCAAAUUCUGUGGGAAUGUAUCCACAUCCACAAGAUUGCAGAAAAUUUCUUUCGUGUGCCAAUGGCAUAGUUGAUAUCAAGGACUGUGGUCCAGGUACUGCGUGGAGUGUUGAGAUGGAAGUGUGUGACUUUGAGAAAAAUGUGAAUUGCACGGGACGCACGAAGCUACAUACAACCGCUAAGAGCACAUUUACAGAGGAUAAGGUGGCAUGUCCAUCUAAUGCAAAUGGUUUAUUCUUACAGCCAUUUAAUGCUUAUCAAUACAUUGAGUGUAGAAAUGGCGAAACUAACUUACAAAGUUGUCCACCGGGAAGUGUGUUCAGUAUUUCAAAGAGAUUAUGUCUCUCCGAAGAGCAAGUCAAUACCUUGGAUCAUGUAAUGUGCGUUCAAGAGUAUUUGACGGAUAUAACCCUGCACAAUAAUUACGUCGUCUGUCCGGCACACGCACUUGGUUACUUCAUUUAUCCUUUUGACGGCUUACUAUUUAUUGAAUGCAAGGCCGGUCAUACAAACAUACAGAACUGUGCACCGAAUACGUUCUUCAGCUUAUCAAAUAAGAUUUGUAUACCCUCUACUGAGGGAAGAGACACCGACCAUUUGUGGUUAAGUUCAGUUGGUCAGGUUGGUGAUAAUAGUUUUGGCGUCUACGAUCACAACCGUGAGUGGGGGACUGUAGAUAUGACAGGUGCUGGUACUCACACCCUCAGUCUUGAACAUACCGUUCAAACAGCAUCAUGUCCAUCUGGCGCUUCAGGUCUUUACCCUCAUCCAACGGACUGCACGAAAUAUUUGCGGUGUGCCAAUGGUAUCACUUAUGUAAUGGAUUGUGGUCCUGGUACAGCUUUUAAUGCUGCGCUCGAGGUGUGUGAUUUUACAGACAAAGUUGACUGCUCGUAUAAUAUGGACCUUAAUAAUGUAGCUUUGGGCCAUGACAGAGGUCCCAGCAUUCACCGCAUCACAUGUCCUGAGGGAGCCACUGGUAUAUAUCCCCAUCCUUCGGAUUGCAGAAAGUUUCUUAAUUGCGAUAAUGGCAUAACUAAUAUACAAGAUUGCGGCCCCGGUACUGCCUGGAAUGCAAAACUGGAAACUUGCGACUUUAUAAAGAAUGUCGAUUGUUCAGAUAUUCACAACGUCCCUGAAAGUAAUCCUAACGCAAACUAUCAGCCUCCGACAACACGAUCGAACUACCGGGAUUCAACACAAAUCGGCUGGAGGCAGCAACACCAUGAGCAUGGUAGUUCUUCUCAAAGAACUGCUAACGAUAGACAAGCUUAUGGAAACGGUGUGCCACCGACAUCUACUCAAACGGGCAGUUAUGGAGAUCGUUGGUCUAACAUGGAUGUGCAACGCCCUAUAGCUAGUGACAUAACUUACGGCGGUGUAUAUAGUGGCGAUCGACAACAACGUCUACCUAUGCACGGCAGAGAAUUACAACAGCAUGGCAGUUCAAAUAAUUGGAUCGCUUCCGGCUCUGCAAUUGAUCGGCAAACGCCCACACAAAGCGUCAUCUACGAAGAAGGCUCGCUGCAACCAAAUCGUAAUUAUAAUACUUUCAGCACAUAUACAACUCCUCUAGCACCUUUCAAACCUGAGUCCGUACCUGCUACAUCAGUAAAUAGUAAUACAUUUACGAAUGAGACAACAAACAUUUACUACGCACAACCUGUUGGGUCUGAAGAAAACACGGAGGAAGUAUUUGACGAUUCCAGAAUACCUACACAAUCUUCAAACCAUUUGCCAAUUAAUAAAAAUGAAUUUAAUGUUGCACAAACUUCGAACAAAUGGAUUCCAAUACCGAACCAAGAGCUUUUGCCACCGAAGCGCACUCCUGAGCCGCAAACUGAAGAACAAGAUUUUCCACCACAAAAUAUCUUUACUCCAGCAUCUUAUAUUACACCUCCACCCGGACACGCUCAUAGUUCUACGGCGGACAGUUCGACAUUUGUACCGCAAAACAAAUUUGACUCUUCUAAUCUCUAUGGCGGCUUGCAACCACCACCGCCACCGCCACCAGCUCCCACAAUCCCUCAAAGUCUUUUGUCGCAUGCUUCAAAUCCUGUUCUCAAGUUUGAGCCAUCAAGUCCAACUAAAGGUGGCCCCUCGGGUAGAUCCCUAGACGAAAUCGAACCUAUCCGAGGUUUCAGCACUAAUGCUCGGGGAAAACCGCAUUUGCUUUCUCAUCCUUCAAGCGUAAAUGCUUAUAAAACUGACAUUGUCAUGAGUACACCUGCGACUUACCUUCAGCCGCCUGCAUUGCCCACACCUGCAGCUGCAACUGCAACUAGAUCAUAUUCGACGGCUUCGACUCGUUUAAAGCCUGUACACAACGUGCUAGAGAAUACAACAAUAGCAAUGUUCCCUAAAGAUCCUCACUAUAGUGGUUCAUAUUCAAAUGUUGCGCAUGCAAGUCCACCAAAGUCUGUCGAUUUUGAAGACGUACAGGCUUCUGAAGAUUUACUUAUGGCUGAUGCUUUACGUCUACUUUUGCGUCCCUAUUUUAAUCGUAGCGGCACAAUUUCGGAAGAAAAUGCCGAUAAUGUCGAGGGUCACAUAAUGAAACUCUCACCCAAACUUACUUCACACACAUCCGUCAUAACUUCAUCAACAGAUAAAACUAUCAAAAACUCGCCGGUUGGUGCUGAAAAUGAAAAGGAGGUUGAACUUAUACUUGCAGGUGAACAACAUAGUUUGACCACAGUCCCAACCCAGAAUAGCACUCACGAAACACGUACUGAGCUUUAUUCGAAAAAUACAAGACAAGAGUCGAAGACUAAUUCCAAUUGGCACAAUCACGGACAUAGUCGCGAAUUUCACCGUAAACAUCCAAAUUUGCUUGACCCCUUUAAUGAGGACGACCACACAAGUACUCAUACACAUCAUCGACACAAUCAUAAUAGGGCGUAUCACCAGAGACACCCCGAAAUACCAAAUCCGUUUAUAACACCCGAAGCACCACAGACCACAACCAAUUUUGAGUUGAGUAAUAAUAACCUACCAAAUCCACAUGCAGAGAACACGACUCCAUUCAGUGUGAGACCCAGGAUCGAUGUGAGGAGAGAAGAUAUUAAUUGUCAGUUUGAUUGUGGAAAUGGCAAUUGUGUAAAGUCUCAUGAGGUUUGUAACGGUGUUAAUAAUUGUGGCAAUCGAAAGGAUGAAGAGGAUUGCAAACAUUUGGGUUACGAAGUGCGUCUGGCUGGUGGCGAAAGUUCAAACAUGGGGCGUAUUGAGGUUAAAGUUCUUGGAAAAUGGGGAUACGUGUGUGAUGACAAGUUUGGUCUAAGUGAUGCUGAAGUGGUGUGCCGAGAACUGGGCUUCAAAUUGGGAGCAAGCGAAGUGCGUGGCUUUUCAUAUUACCCACCAACAACGGUGGAUGUAUCAUUUGCGAUGGACGAAGUCGAAUGUCGCGGAAAUGAAACAUCUCUUAAAGAAUGCAACUUUAAAGGUUGGGGAGUUAGCAAUUGUGGACCGGACGAAGUAGUCGGUGUAGUUUGUAAGGUACCGCAACUUAAAUGUCCCAACAACUACUGGCUGUGCAGUACCUCACAAGAGUGCAUACCACCGGCAUUCGUGUGCGACAAUACUCCAGAUUGUGCUGAUAAAUCCGAUGAAAGUGAGACUGUUUGCAAUUCUCCCAUAAAAUAUCGGCUGGAGGGUGGGCGUAGCCCGAAUGAGGGACGGCUCGAAGUACGAUAUCGUGGUGAGUGGGGUACUGUAUGCGAUGAUGAUUUCGGUUUGAAGGAGGCUCGAGUUAUGUGCAACUCAAUGGGUUUCUACGGAACACCGACUAUUGUUAAGAACAAAUAUGGAUCUGGUAGCGGACCCAUUUGGUUGGAUCAGGUAUCUUGCUAUGGCAAUGAGACCACACUCGACCAGUGUGGUCAUUUUACAUGGGGCGAACAUAAUUGCAAUCACACUGAGGAUGUUGGCUUAAAGUGUACACAGGGCGCGCCGCCACGAAAGGAGAUCUCGUCGCCACAGUUGAAUGAUUAUGAAAACACACAGAGAGAGUUGGAUGACACACAACAACAGUUAGAAGAUAUUGGCUUAUACUCCGAACAAUGGGAACGUAAGAGCAAGGCGGUGGGCGAUCAAAGACGUUGCGGCCAAUUCAAAAACAAUCUACUCGAUGAGUUUGCACAUCCGGAGGAGCGUGUUGUGAACGGUAGCAUUGCGAAGCGUGGUCAUCAUCCUUGGCAGGCCACGAUACGCACACGAGGCAGGGGUGGCAUAUCGAGCCAUUGGUGUGGCGCCGUACUAAUUUCCUCCAGACAUUUGUUAACUGCUGCACAUUGUCUUGCUGGCUAUCCAAAAGGCGCCUACCUUGUGCGCAUGGGCGAUCAUUAUGCAAACAUAGCAGAAUCUUCGGAAGUUGAUUCGUUCAUUGAGAACUGGUAUGUACACGAGAAGUUUCGAGAUGGCUCCCAUAUGAACAAUGAUAUUGCCGUGAUUGUGCUGAAGACGCCGGUGAGAUUCAACGAUUACAUUCAACCGGUAUGUCUGCCGAACAAGGGUGCGGCACUGGCAGAGAAUCGUUUGUGCACAAUAUCCGGUUGGGGCUCUAUAAAGUCUGGUGUUUCGACACCCUCAAAUAUCCUUCGUGCAGCGGAACUGCCAAUUUUGUCCGAUGAAGUUUGUAAGCAAAAACAUGUCUACGGCGCAUCUCUCACAGAGGGUAUGUUUUGCGCCGGUUAUAUGGACGAGAGCUCGGAUGCCUGCGAUGGUGACUCUGGAGGUCCGCUGAUUUGUCACGAUGAAGAUGGUGAAACAUUGUAUGGUAUAAUCUCAUGGGGCCAACACUGUGGUUAUGCAAAUAAGCCCGGCGUUUAUGUGCGUGUGGAGAAAUACGUUGAUUGGAUUUUGGAAAAAAUCAAUAUUUCCAUUCAAAAUAAAUUGUAAAAUAGAGAAAUUUAAAAUUUGUAUAUCGUUAUACAUACAUACAUAUAUACUUAUUAGCUUAGAAAUGCUUGAAUAGAUUUGUAAAAUAAAGGGGAAUGUUUAGUUAUUCCAACAUUUAACUA
This is a messenger RNA of Bactrocera tryoni, 7931 nucleotides long. RefSeq lists its product as uncharacterized. The record is from RefSeq and is a predicted model, not a curated record. Gene Ontology annotation, biological process: proteolysis. Lineage: Eukaryota; Metazoa; Arthropoda; Insecta; Diptera; Tephritidae. Gene Ontology annotation, cellular component: membrane; extracellular region. Gene Ontology annotation, molecular function: serine-type endopeptidase activity; protein binding; chitin binding. Bases 451 to 7809 code for a protein of 2452 amino acids. The transcript has 18 exons.